This is a messenger RNA of Varanus komodoensis (Komodo dragon), 10166 nucleotides long. It is a transcript of the gene RBM20, whose product is annotated as RNA binding motif protein 20. The transcript has 14 exons. Gene Ontology annotation, biological process: regulation of RNA splicing. Gene Ontology annotation, molecular function: zinc ion binding; mRNA binding. Gene Ontology annotation, cellular component: nucleus. The record is from RefSeq and is a predicted model, not a curated record. NCBI's taxonomy places the organism in Eukaryota, Metazoa, Chordata, Lepidosauria, Squamata, Varanidae. The coding region runs from base 3912 to 7526 and encodes 1204 amino acids.
AAUACUCAAAGAAGUGUUGCUAUGGUGAAUAGUGUCCAACACUAGAAUGUGAGAUAAUUGCAUAGCUAAGGGGAAAAUCUUUAAGCCAGCUCUUUUUGCUACACUUUCUUUGACACUUUUCCCCUUUCCAACUGAUUGUGGUCAACUGUUUGCAAUUUAACCUAUAUGCCAUCUCACCUUUUCAGUUUGCUAGCAUUUGGCAAGGGUAUUGUGAGGUCAGAUUACAUAUAUUGGAAAGUCAUAAGAGCAUACUAGUGCAAGUGUAAAAACUGACAAAAAGAUUUUUAAGAAAUGUGUACAAUUGGGGGACUGAAAAAUAUAGGACUCUAACUGGACUUUUUUUAAUGCCAAAAAAGUCCUCUGGCAGUAAAUCAAAAGGCAACAUGAUUGGAGCAGGGAUGGAAAAGACAAUACAGGUUCUGCUGCAAAGGACACUGGGAUACUGGCUGGAGGGAGGAAGGAGGGAGGGAACAAUCCACAGUGUGCCCAAUUAUCUGUCAGACACAACAUGAGUUGUUCGUGAAUAACCCACAUUCUGUAGCUUAUUUGCAGGGUGGAUGGCUUUGUUGUGUGGAUCAGUUCAGAGGGCGAAUAUUUCUAAGAUUCCUUUCUCAGUGCUGAGCAGGGAAAAGCUCUUGUGCCAUCUGCAGCUGAUCAGUGAUGUGAAAAAGGAAGAAACUAACAGCUGAGCCAGGAAAACAUCUUGUCCCCAAGUCAUCUGUGGUAGAGCAUGUGGUGUCUGGAAAAGGUGCUGGUGGGCUGGAGAGGGAACGCACACGGGCCAGAGUUUCACUCUGCUUGCUCUACAGCUUUAUGGUGGAACUGCUCUGCCACACGGUGGAACAUGACACUCUACACAUUGUCCAAGAAUUAUGGGGAUAAGUCUGAUAAAUGUUAGAAAUGUGUCCAAAGACGAAGUAUCUUUAUGCGUUAGUAUACCCCCGUGAAGUCGCAGUUCAGCGUUCGCGGCUUCAGUCUUGCGUGGAUUUUUUCUCCGAGCAAACCCAAGCUGACCUCCUUGCGAGUAAGCCGGCGCCUCGCUGUGCAGCGCCUUACUCACAGAGAGAUCGUUUCCUCUGAGUUUAGACUUGCUCGAAGAAAACGAUCUCGGCGGGUGCCCGCCCCUGUCCCUGCCUCGCCGGGCGGGCACCCACCCGCAGCCUGGCCUGGCCCGGCCCGGCCCGUGCCUCCCGCCUGCACUGCCUUGGCGACCGGCACCCAUCGCCAGCACCAAAUCUGCGUUUUUUCACAAUUCGCGGGUCCUUUAGGAACGUAACCUCCAAGAAUUUUGGGGGACUACUGUAUUAAAUGGCCCUUAGACAAAGAAUAUUAGCCUGACUAUAAAUGCUGCAACAAGUAAGAACAUAAAGCUAAUUCUGCUGUUAAACCCAAGACAUAACUACUUACCUGAAAGGGUUAUUAUGCCGGAAUAAAGAUGUUUUCCUUUGUCAUACAUUGCAGCAGAUGGAUUGAUCUAUGCAAAAUAUUUGAAAAGUAAAGUCCGGCAGUUAAGAAACUCUGGGAACGCUCAGUACUGAAUACAAAGAUAGUUGAUACAUUACGUAUCAUGCAUGCAAAUACAUUGGGCAUAAAAAUACUGGAUGCACAGUGCACCAAAAUAAAAAAGGAGGGUUGGUGUAACUAAAUUUAAGGAUGAAUGGGGAACUUUUAAUAAUUUAACUGAUAAUUUUAUUUGUUCCUUCUCAAGAACAGAAUGUGUGUUUUUUACAUAUUUUGCUAUUGUCUUAGUACAAGUUAAAUUGACUGUUUAGCUAUUCAUUGUGUUUUAACUCUUUAAGAAUAAGAUGCAUUCAUAUGCAGCAGAGGGUCAAACUUGUGUUCUGAUUUGAUCUUUGAUAUUAUGCAAACUUCAUAACUUUAUUUUAUAGGUGAUUUGUUUUAAUAGAUACAUAAAAAAACCAAGACUUUUUAAUAAAAUCCAGCACAAAAGAGGGAGUUUAUAUUAAAACUGUGAAGAGCAGUGUGUAGGCAACACAGAUGUUUGAGGAAGCAACAUAGGGCUGAGUAGAAGCACUGGAUCAGAGAAAGGAGUAGUUCCCAGAAUGCCAUUGGUUAAAAACUUUUCCCUUACAGUAAUUCAGACAUAAUCAUAGGCUCAUUCACACAUCUGGUUUUGCAUAUGGAAAAGGAUUUUUUUCCCUCCAAAUGCUAUCACAGAGGCGUAGGAAGCCUUCUACAUGAGAGAUUGACGAUCAUUUGUCUAUUCUGCAAACUAUUGAAGAAGUGGAAACCCUGUUUUUUUUCUCACUAUACACUAGGGUAAAGGGUGGCUUUUAUUGUUCUGUUCACUUUUGCUGGACCCUGCUACUCAGUGUUUCAUUCUGUUGCACUGCAGAUGGCCUUAAUUAUUUUUUCUUAUACGCAUGCAAUUUAAGAUGUGUCUAGAAUUCCCUUGAGCUUGAAUUUGUACAGACACCCUAUUACACAAACAGCUGGGCAUGCAUGCAGACAGAUGGUUGACCAUCUAUAUGGAUCAAGUGUAGGUUAAAGAUUAGACCACAAUUCCCAUCUGAAAACUUUAAAAUGGCUCCUGGUCCUGAUGUUACAUAUCAAGUACAGAAGGGCUGUACCGUCACAAAUCCUUCUCUCCCCUGGAUUAAUUUUUAGAAGUCAAAUAAGUUAGGAAUCCUUAAAAUGCUACAUUUUGGUCAUUUUAAUUAUGACUAUGAGAGAAGGGAAAGGUACAUUAUACCAAAGGGUACCCUUUUAUACUAUGGAAAAGAAAUCCAUAUUUGAUAGUUCAAUGGAGCCUCAUUGAAAUUCUGUAGCUGGGUAGAUGACAUUUCACAAUAGUAAAGCUUAUUAUGGUUCAUUGAAAUUCUUCUCUUCAGCACAAUUUUCCAAGGUGCUGAGUGAGAUAAAAGUGUUGGUAGUAAACUGCAUUUUGGACACUUAAAGGGACAAAUGUAAUCCCAAGCUACUGAAGUUUAGCCUUCACCAGCCUUAGCAUACUGUGAGAAGGCUGUAUGCUAGGUUGAAGGAAUCAUACAAAGAUGCAUUGCUUUUCUCUGUCGUCAAUCCAUUUUGACUGGUAGGAGAGUAAUACUGAGUCUCCAAAAGAACAAUUCUCAGGAUUGACUCAUGCUGUGGCUUGGUGGAGUCGCUGGAAGAGCAAGGGAUCCCCAGAAUCCAGACCCUAAUUACAUUCAGAUAUUGGUGAGGAUUGGUUUGGUUGUUGGACUUUCAAAUCUGGACAGUGAUUUUUAGACUAGUCAGUAGCCUGUACAUUUCUGCAUGGUUCUAAGGAGCAUUAUGUGAAACAGAUUAUUGUGGUUGUUUUUGAUAGCAAUACAUUGUUAUUUUUAAAUGCUGAUAUUUAAAGUAUGCUUUGCAUACUACAUUUUUAAAAAUACAUGUUGAGGAACUUUCUACAACUUUUUUAAUUGUAGUAUUUUAUCUUGCUUUCCAUAGCUGAAGCAGCCAAAGAAAUGCUCAAGACCAUCUGUUAAAUACUCUUUACUUUAGUUAAACUCCAGCAGAAUUCUAUAUGGAUAUGACUCCUUCAUGAUCUAAAAACCUUGAAUCAUUCAAGUCAUGUCUUCUUUAGGGAAAAGUAUUUGUUGAGAAGCUUGAAAUAAUGCACUACUACAUUAAUACAAAGACAGACCAUUAUAAACAUGGCUACUUAAUUAUUAAUAAUAACAACAUUAAUGUAUAAGUGUGCUUUACCAAAUUUAUUUUCCUUCUAAAUAUAUUUUUGUUUUAAAUAUCUAAGGGACAAAAAGUUUUUGAACUGCAAAAUGCCACUUAUGGUACAGAAGGGAUGAUUUGUAUAAUUCAACAGAAAUGUUACAUCUAAUUAGUUUCAUUUUGUUUCAUCUCUAAUUUGUUUCAUUUUGUUUCAUCUUUAAUUUGUUUCAUUCUAAUUUGUUUCAUUUUGUUUCAAUCCCAUGGGGAGGAAUAAUAAGAAAGAAAGAAAGAAAGAAAGAAAGAAAGAAAGAAAGAAAGAAAGACUCAAGCAGCUCACACCCACAGAUGCUGCCAAGCUUCUGGACAAGAAUCUAUUCACUGUCAGCACCCCGAAUCCACUGCUUCCUUCUCCUGCAAGUCUUCAGCUUGCUCAGCUGCAAGCCCAGCUUACCCUGCACAGGCUAAAAUUGGCUCAGACAGCAGUCACCAACAACACAGCAGCUGCAACUGUCCUGAAUCAAGUUCUCUCCAAAGUGGCCAUGUCUCAGCCACUUUUCAACCAAUUAAGACACCCUUCCAUGUUCAGUACCCCUCAGGGACAUGGUGGAGGGCCUGGGGUUGCCAAUACUAGAUUUCCACCUGGUGGAAUACAUUUUCCAACACAGAACCCUGCAAUGGCAGCACCAGGUGGAACCUUGGGACCUGUAGCUAACCUUCAAAAUCAAAACCCAAGUCCUGUGGUUAUCAAUCCCUUUGGGGGUGUAGUAUCUCAGACAGCUGGACAACACGCUGUAGUUAUGGGUCUAAAUAAGACUGGCAUCUCUUCUGCUACAGGUGGAUUUUAUGACUAUGGUAAACAAGCAUUUCCCUCUGAUGCUGAACAGUGCAGCCAACACGGCUUUGUGACAAGUGGGUCUCAUGCAGUCCCAACUUCCUCUGGAGGUGGAAGCUACGAUGGACAUUUUGGUAAACAUGAUAACCAGUCAGGAUUUCAGAAAGAGUUUUAUGGAGCCACUUCUAAAGGCCAACACGCAGCUGGCAUUCAAACUUUGACUUUUGCUGGUGACCCACAUACUUCUCAUCAGAUUAUAAAUCAAAAAGGAGAGACAGGACCUGCAGUACAUGAAACAGAAGCAAAUACUAACUGGGAAAAUCCUUCCACUUUUACUAGCCAAAGUAAGCCUGACAUCAUGCCCAAUGCCAGCAUGUGGCCAUCAACAAGUGUCCCUUAUGAAAUACGAAACGAUCUCUACAAUCCUGAAGAACCAACACCUGACACAAAAUUUAGUACUGGAGCUCCCCUUGUUUUCAGCAGAGCUAAAAGCAGUAAACAACAUUUCAGUAACUCACGAAUGAGGCAGACUCAGGAACCCGUUGCACAAGAUUUGUCAACAAGACCUUUUCAGUCUCAUGAGCUGAACGAUUUUCAUAGCAUAGCACCUCUUUGUUUUCCCCACAUCUGUACCUUAUGUGAUAAGAAGGUCUUUGAUCUAAAGGACUGGGAUCAGCACAUUAAAGGAAAUUUUCAUGUUCAGAAAUGUCUUGCUUUCUCAGAGAACACUGACAUUCGGUGUGUAUUAAAUUCAGCAGAAGGAGUGCUGCACUCUUCUCCAAAGCACACAUCUGUGUUUAAUCUUUCUGGCACUGAAGAUUACACUUUAAAUGCUGGAUUAUCAUACAAUUCUACACCUGCAUUUGGCCAGCCAAGUUCUACAUUUUCUGCUGCACCACCUGGAGUAAAUGUGCCGCAAAGGAAAUGUACCCCAGGCCGAGUAGUGCAUAUCUGUAAUCUUCCUGAAGGAAGCUGUACGGAAAAUGAUGUCAUCAAUCUCGGACUUCCCUUUGGAAAAGUCACUAAUUAUAUCCUUAUGAAAUCUACCAACCAGGCUUUUCUAGAAAUGGCAUACUCAGAGGCAGCUCAAGCUAUGGUGCAAUACUACAAAGAGAAGCCUGCCAUGAUAAAUGAUGAGAAAUUACUCAUUAGGAUGUCUAAAAGAUACAGAGAACUUCAGCUGAAGAAACCAGGCCGAAAUGUGGCAGCAAUAAUUCAGGACAUCCAUUCUCAGAGAGAACGGGAUAUCUUGCGAGAAGCAGACUGGUAUGGACCUGAAAGACCUCGGUCUCGCAGCCCCAUAAGCCGUUCACUGUCCCCAAGAUCGCAUACUCCAAGCUUUACCUCCUGUAGCUCCCCACAUAGUCCAUUAAGCUCAAACCGGACCGACUGGGGAAAUGGAAGGGAUGCCUGGGAUUCAUCUACUUAUUCCCGAAGGGAGGAAGAAAGAGAAGUAGUGUCCUGGAGGGAGAAUGGGGAAGAGAAGAGAGAUAGAACUGACACAUGGGUGCAUGAGAGAAAGCAUUAUUUACGGCAUUUGGACAAAUUGGACUUGGAAGAACAUACUGAAGGAAGCAGGGGGCACAGAGAAAAAUAUUUAAAAGGGGGUUCACCCAGUGCAAAGGGAGGUCAUAGUUUGCCUGGAUAUAAGAGCAGAGAGGAAGACUAUUACAGAAAACCCUCUAAACAAAAAUCUGAUAAGUAUCAGAAGCAGUCAGUGGAUGCAGCCCCAAAGUGUAAAAGGAAGGAAGAGACAAGGCUGAGAGAGCACAGACAUUCACAUGGGGAAGACCCGGCUAAAGAAGAAACAUCAGAGCAAAAGCCCAGCAAGCUGCCUGACAGUAUUAGGCAAAAGCAGAGUGAUAAGGAAAAAAUUAAGGAUGGUGAGAAAAAGUCAGAGGAAGAGGUACCUUGUGCCUCUGUAAAAGUUAAUGUGAAGAAAGGAGAAGAAACUGAGAAUGAGGUUGAAAAGGGGGAUUUCGAUGUGGAGAACAGCUCUUUACCCACAAAUAAACUCAUCAAAGAAACAGAAGAUUCUGUUGAAACUUCAAGAAGAGAGAAGGACUGGGAGAGUGGAAGUGAGAUGGAAGCUGAGACAUGGUAUCCAACUAAUAUGGAAGAACUAGUAACUGUAGAUGAGGUGGGAGAAGAUGACCUUAUCAUGGAACCUGAUAUAACUGAACUUGAAGAAAUAGUAACAGUAUGUCAGAAAGACCAAGAAUGUCCCCUAACGAGUGCCUUAGGUACAGACCUGGAGUUGAAGAAUGAGGAUAGCUUAUUAAAUAGAAGUGAAAACAAAUCUCAUGGAAUGGAAGCAAGCAUAGGGUCAGAUAAGGAAAGCGCAAGGGAUCCUGGUGCCUCUGAAGGUGAGAAUACAGCUACUAAAGCACAACGUCUAAAUUGGGACACUGAGCAGAAGCCAAAUGAAUUGCAUGAAGGCAGACUUCAGAAGGAUCCUGAUUACCACGAUAAGGAAAGAAAAAUAGAUGAAAGUGCUAAUAUUCAUUUACAUCUGAAGGAGCAGUAUGUAUCUUCUGAUCCUCCAAAAGAAGAGCCCCAGAAGAAUGAAACAUAUAUUAAUGAUUAUAAAGAAAUGGAAUCACUAGAAACUGAGAAAGGAAAAGCUAUGGAAAUGCUGACAAAAAAGUCCCAGGAGGAAACCGGCUGUGGAAGUCAGGACCAUCAAAAGGCUCAGGCAAAUUAUCCAGAAAUGAAAACUCCUGACUUCCCAGAGGUAGAAUCCAAAAGAUCUUAUUUUUCACCAUCAUGGGGACAAGAAGAUGUGUUUACAGAGCUCAGCAUUCCACUAGGAGUGGAAUUUGUUGUGCCUAGAACUGGUUUUUACUGCAAGCUUUGUGGACUUUUCUACACAAAUGAAGAGGCAGCAAAGACUCGUCAUUGCAGAAGUACAGUUCACUACAGAAACCUUCAGAAGUACCUAUCACAGCUUGCAGAAGAAAACCUGAAGAUGAAUGACAGAGGAAGUGAUUCAACACAGGAUGAUACAGGAAUUGUCCCUCAUUUUGAGGAGAAAAGGCUAUGAUCUUGAUUUAUUUGAAGGGAACAGUUCAUAAGUUUUUGCGAUCCUGAUGAUGCAAUCUUUACUUUGCACUCUGUUGAAGGAGGGAACAUAUCAUCAUGUUCCAUGCAUCCACACGGAAAGCACCAAUAAAACAGUGCCUGAAAUACAGUUAAGCAGCAGUGACAAAUCUAUAAAUAGCAGAAAUCAACUUUUUAGAUUGCAACAUGGACAUUUCUUUAAAUCAGAAUUCUCAGGGAUUUUCUCAGUGUAAGAUCUUCAGGUAGAUUCGCUCAAUGAAAAUUAUCUAGGGGAAAUGACCUGAAUAAAAUACAUUAUAAUACUUUCGUUCAGUCAUCUUGUUCUACAAUGAACCAUAAGUCUUGUAAUCACAUUCAUAGGUCAGUGUGUUCUGAUAAAAUUGGUAUUUUGAUGAUAGCAGACUCUCUGUAUUGCAUCUAGUAGUUAUAGUCUAUACAUUCAAAAAGUUUACACUCAGCAUUGGAAGUGACAGCAGCUGCAAAGUCCCUCCAUCUUUAGUGCCCUGGACCAUUUCCAAAAGACUAAAAUUUGUAAACUUCUAGCACAACAUUUUUUCACUUUGGUCUCUGAUAGGUCCCAUAAUCUACUUUUCUUAAAGUUUAUUUCCUGUAAGAUCUGCAUAAAUUUGCACAUAAAUGAAGUAAUAUUCUAAAUGGAAAAGAGCAUUUUGCUUUGUUUGGGGUGAUGCAUGCAGUUUUUGCAUUGCCAUAAAAGACAUGCUCCCCUUUGCAUGAGAAAGAAGUAGGCAUACCUUUUCUAAGAGCAGGGUAAGGGGUUGGUCCAAGGACAUGGAAUGAAUCCAUAUGCCGGAUCAAUCUUGCUGAAGCUAAGCAGGCUGGGUCUGCACUCCACCUGGGCGAGAAGCUCCUUGGGAGCCCUAUGCUGCCUUGAAUUCCAUGAUUAAAAUAAUAAACAUUUUAAAUUUGUUCAGUAAAUGAGAUUCCUGCUUAACUGGAAUGACUUUUCAACUAUUAAUUGAUUAAACUUUGCAGCCUUAGUUCAGGCAGACUGAAUUUCAUUUCCAUUAGGUUUAUGUUCAGUAUAUAGUUGCCCAGUAUAGGAUCAUUAUAUGUGUAUUUCAACAGGGUAUGUAUUAUAUUAUCCAGAGUUCCAGUAAAGUAAAUAGCGUAUUGAUCCAAUUUGCUUCAGUUAGGCUUGAAGUGGCUAAAUGCAUAGCUCUGUAAGUCUGUUAAUAAUAUGAAUCAUAGGCUGAUCCUUUAAAAAAAUGUACCAGAUACCAUAUGAGUUGCUGAGCCAUAUCUGAAAGAACAGCAGGUAUAGUUGCUGUAAUUCCUUUUGAAUUUCUGGAAGAAAUGUGACAUUUUGUGAAAAAAUCCAGGAGAAGGGUUCUUGCCAUCAUUUACUGCUUCUCAAGUUUACUAGAUUAUCGUCCCACACUAAUGGCAUUUUUGAGAUCUUCCCCCUGAGUAAAUUGCCAAAAUUUUCCAAAUACAGAUAUGUUUUAUAUUUCCUGUUUCCUAAUACCACAGUCCUUUUCCUGGGGUGUGGGGGGCAAGAUUUACCUGUUUCCUGUAAGUGUGUGCUGCUAUUAGACUAGGUUCUGUUUAAUUACAUGGCAUAAACAUUUAAUAUUUAUCAGAGGUGGGUCCGAAUGGAUUCAUACACUUGAUAGCCUUUGAGAUCCUCUUGGCUAUGGCUUGGCAGUGUAAAAGACAGGCAAGCAUAUUUUUCAAGCACACACCUCAUCUCUGUUAAAAACAUUUCAUCUCACCUUUUAGCAUAACAAUUUUAAAGCAAUAAUUGAAAAAGAAAAGCCAUAAACCAGCAAUAAAAGGAAUAACUGUUCACCUCUGUCUUUGAGAAACAUGACUACUCUUAUAGUGUUAUACAUAUGACAUUGUUGGUCUGUGUAAGUAAUGUAAAGUUCUUUCUGUUGCUGUAAUUUAUGGAAAAUGUUGACAUGGACAAUUCCCACUGAAGAAUGCACCUGUAGCUGGGAGGUAAUAGUGAUGGAUGAGAAAAGCUUUUCUUUUGCAACAAAAAUACCCCCUUGCUCUGAAAUUCUUGCACCAAAAUUUGACAUUUAAGAAAUGUUACAUUUGCACCUGCUUAAUUCUUCACAGUUGUCAUAUGUACUGAGUUUUAUGUAUGUAUAGCAUAAAGCUAUCGGAAGUGUAGCCAAAAGACUAUUUAUUAUGAUGAUGUAAAAAACCUUUCUUAUUUAUAAACUGUUGCUAAGCAUCUCAGUUAAACAUUUAUAGUCUGUAGAGAUUACAAUAUUUUCAUACUUGUAUCAACCUAUUAUUUUUAACAGGUGUUAAUAUCACUUUUUCAUUUUAAAACUAAAAAAUCUAAAAAGUUUCCCAUAAAACUUAAAAGUUUGCUACUGAUCUGCACACUAGUGUUUAGUAUCAGAGUUUCAGGGUUUUUCUAUCUCUGUUAAGCCUGUGAUUGUUGAUAUAUACUUGAACUGGACCAGAUGUUACUAUUUAUUGAGUUCACACAAUCUUGUAUAAUUACUGGCUUGUAAACAUUUGAAAUGUGUUAGAAUUUAAAUUAAUUAGGAAGCUUCACCAAUUCUAUUGCUCCUGUAUCCCUAAGAUUUAACUGUAUUUGUUAAAAUAAAUGAAUGAUUGUAAUAAAGAUAAUUUUAAUGACUAA